This is a messenger RNA of Cottoperca gobio, 2161 nucleotides long. It is a transcript of the gene lrrc71, whose product is annotated as leucine rich repeat containing 71. Lineage: Eukaryota; Metazoa; Chordata; Actinopteri; Perciformes; Bovichtidae. Gene Ontology annotation, molecular function: protein binding. The record is from RefSeq and is a predicted model, not a curated record.
UUCAUUAGCUUGCUAAUAUCAGUACAGCGACGUUAGCUCCGCUAACUCUCUCUAUAACUAUAUUUAGACUUCAAGACACAAUAAUGUCGAGAAAGAGACAAAAAGGCAAACCAGAAAAGGCAAAUGCUGAAGAUGAGACCUCGAAAAAUACAGUACCGACUCCAGAUGAAAAAUUGUCUGCUCAGACCUUUGAUGAAUAUCAGUGCUCAGGCAAUGUGGAGGUCGACUUCCCUUUGCUUUGUGCUCUUCUGGACAUGAAGGAUAUCCCAACUGUCAGCACCAAGCAACCAGCCUCCCUCACCACUGAAACUGAAGGAGGGGACACAGAGGACAGCCCAUCUCAUAUAAAUGCUGCACCUUCCUGGCCUAAGCCAUGUCUCCAAGUGGAGCUGGAGAAUGAAGAUCCCCUCAGCGCCAAGAACCUGAAGCUUUCUGGGUGGAAGGUAGACGAGCGGAUUGCCAGAGUGCUACAGAAGAUGCUUCUCUCCUUGAGCCAGCUACAGAGCCUUUAUUUUUGGCAGGCGGGACUGACGGAUCAAAUGUUAAUCUCCCUCAUGAACCCAAUAUCACUGUGCUCCAACCUCAGAGCUGUGACAUUGGAGGGGAACCAUCUUCCAGAGCGGAGCUACCAACUUCUUCUCUCUGAAGACAGCGUACUCGCCCACUUGUCCCUGCGAAAUAACCAGAUGGGAGCCGAGGGCGCUCGUGUAAUUGGGUCGGCUCUCUCAACAACCAGAUCUGCUAACAGGAACCUCUUGUCCCUCAACCUGGCAUUCAAUGCUAUCGGUGAUGCAGGGGCUACACAUAUCGCACAGGGCCUGCGGUUGAAUCGUGCUUUGCUAUUUCUCUCACUGUCCAACAAUCAGAUUGGAGACUCAGGAGCUGCUCAUCUGUCUGCGAUACUAUGUGAGUUUGCUCUCACUCAUGAAGAAGUUGUGGAGAGGAGAAAGAUGCUUCUAAGUGCUUCUGCUGACCAGCUUCGCUCAGUAGCCAGCAGCAGUUCCCUGAGUUCCAUCAAAGAGGAGAACAAAGCUAAAAAGCAGAUAACAUCCAAAAAAGACAAUAAACCAGCCAACAAAGAUAACCUGAAGUCUAACAAGAAAUCUUCUGAUAUAAAGGUGCCUCUAAGUCAGUGUAAAUGUGGCAAGCAGGGCGGCAAAGAGAAGCAACUAUCUGCACAGGAGGAUAAAUCAAGUAAUGCCCUAAAUGAGCACGGAGAGUCGGUGGAGAUAGUGAACCCCCUGCUGGAUCAGUCGGUGCAGCACAGGGACGGGGAGCUUAUUCUGCCUGGAAACACGACUCUCUCCUCCCUCAACCUGGCAGGAAACAGAAUUACAGAGAAGUCGCUGCCUCUGUUUCUGACAUCACUAGAGAUGCAGGAUGAGGGAGGAGGCCUGCUGCGUCUCUGUCUUGAGAGAAACCGCUUCCCACCGGAGUGUGAGUGUUAUGUGAAGAUAAAGGAACUGAUGACACUUGCAGAUCCACUGAAGAAACCCAGCUCUGAACAGACAGAAGAGGAGGAACAGGGAGCAUAGUGCUGAGAGAACUCAUCUAGCACAUACGUAUACUAUAUACUCUUUAUUUGGCAAAUAACAAUAAAGAUACUUUGUCCUCUGCUGUGAGAUGAACAAUUAACAAAUGGAGGUAAUAACAGUAGCAGUCUGGUGGGACAUAAAGAGGCGGUGCCUGAGCAGGAGGACAAUGUGGAACAUUAAAAUCCAGAUGCUUUUCCUCGGACUCUAAUCACAAACCUGUUUACAGAUCCGUUUUACUGCUUUGUUUUGCUCACAGUGGAAUUUACACCAAGGUCAAAGACUGAGAACAGCAACAUACCAAGUGCUUAAUAUAAACAAACUGUUGCUAUCAUAUCUCAUCAGUUAUCAGCCCGUGUGAUGGUUAACACUUGCUGAUUUAUCUUCCACAGACUGCACAAGUUUUAAACUUUCGCUGGUGUUUUAAGCAUGUGUGUGCCAAAGGUUGUUUGUACAUGUUUGUACUGUGUUUUCCAUAUGAAGUUCCCUCUUUGUGUUUCCACUGGGUUUCACUGCUGAGCUUCAGCUCAACUGUAAAGAUAAUUAUUGCUUAUUAUAUAUGCUCGGGGCCCUGAAGUGCCACCAGGGGGCUCUCAAAGGAAAUUAAAAUAAAAUUACUUUUUCAUGUU